UGAAAUUGCUCUAGAGCAAGGAGAGAGGGUUAAGGAUUACUCUAACCAACCUUCAAAUGGGCAGAGGAAGCGAAGGUCCAAAAGGAGAGGGAAGGAGUGCCGUACAAAGCAUGUAUAGUGGAGCCACAGUAGAAUCCUGGCAGCUGAAGGAAAGGAAGAGAGUCUGAAGAUGAUGGACGGGUCGCCAGUUUCAGGAUGCAGCCAGGAUGCCAGAUGUCUGCUGGAGUUUAGUAACUGGGAGGCCACUGGUGGCCUUGGGAAGAACAAUUUCAGAAAAGUGCACAGAUCGCAAGUGAAUUUCUACAAACUGACCAUACCAGCUUACCUAGUAUUCUAGAAGCCCUCCUGGGCCCUUCUGGUCAUUCGCCAGCCUGCUACGGGUAAUUCAGAGGUCUGUGGGGCCGGCCAGCCUGAGUCUGCUCACCUUCAAAGUCUAUGCGUCAUCUAAAAAGGAUUCACCUCACAAAACUUCCAUGAAGGUUAAUGAGCUUUCACUCUACUCCGUUCCUGAGAGUCCAUCUAAAUAUGUGGAGGAGCCGAGGACCCAACUUGAAGAAAGCAUCUCACAUAUCCGACAUUACUGCGAGCCAUAUACAAGUUGGUGUCAGGAAAUGUACUCACAAACUAAACCCAAGAUGCAGAGCUUGGUUCAGUGGGGGUUAGACAACUAUGAAUAUCUCCAAAAUGCACCUCCUGGAUUUUUUCCAAGACUUGGUGUUAUUGGUUUUGCUGGCAUUCUUGGACUUCUUUUGGCUAGAGGUUCAAAAAUAAAGAAGCUGGUGUAUCCACCCGGGUUCAUGGGAUUAGCUGCCUCUCUCUAUUAUCCACAACAAGCCAUCGUAUUUGUCCAGGUCAGUGGGGAGAAAUUAUAUGACUGGGGUUUACGAGGAUACAUAGUCAUGGAAGAUUUGUGGAAGGAGAACUUUCAAAAGCCAGGAACUGUGAAGAAUUCACCUGGGAAUAAGUAGACUACUCCAUGCUCUGCCCAUUUUAAUCAGUUAUAGGUAAACAUUGGAAACUCCAUGCAGUAAACCAGUAUUUCUACAGAAAAAAUGGCAGAGAAGUCAGUUCUGAAUGUAGUGGGUUGGCUUUCUUCUUCAGGAAAAACUAUACUAGGCUCUUUGUGAUCUUGGGUGAUACCACACUCCAAGUGGACAAAUUGGAAAUCUUUUCACCUGGAGUAAUGUUCAGCCUUAGAGCUCCUCAUUCUCAUGUUGCUAUUUAUGUACAUAAUUAAACUUCCAAGUUAAAAAAACCA
Messenger RNA from Suricata suricatta (meerkat), 1258 nucleotides. It is a transcript of the gene APOO, whose product is annotated as apolipoprotein O. Gene Ontology annotation, cellular component: MICOS complex. The coding region runs from base 474 to 968 and encodes 164 amino acids. The transcript is spliced from 10 exons. NCBI's taxonomy places the organism in Eukaryota, Metazoa, Chordata, Mammalia, Carnivora, Herpestidae. The record is from RefSeq and is a predicted model, not a curated record. Gene Ontology annotation, biological process: cristae formation.